Saimiri boliviensis boliviensis (Bolivian squirrel monkey) is the source of this 519-nucleotide messenger RNA. The record is from RefSeq and is a predicted model, not a curated record. Lineage: Eukaryota; Metazoa; Chordata; Mammalia; Primates; Cebidae.
GCUGACACGGGCCUGGAAUGAAGGCCCUUUGUGAGGUGGCCCUGGGAGCUGGCAGCAGGUUCCGUCCUGCCAGGAGAGGGACAACAGGAGCCAGGACCUGUGUAGAAGAUGGUUCUCGCCAUGCUGGGAGCUCUGCACCCCCGGGCUGGGCUCAGCCUCUUCCUCCUCCACCUCCUCCUGGCAGCAGCACUGCUUCGCUCCCAGCCUCUGAGGUCUCAGCGGUCUGCUCCCGAGGCGUUCUCUGCCCCCCUGGAACUCUCACAGCCAUUUUCCGGCCUGGUGGAUGACUAUGGCGUCCGCCCCAAGCACCCAUGGCCGAGAGGGCCUCGACCCCUCCUGUCCCGGGCCCAGCAACGCAAGCGGGAUGGGCCCGACAUGGCCGAAUAUUACGAUGAUGCCCACCUGUGACCCCAGGCCUUCAUAAAGCUAUUCCGCGUGGCAAAGGCUUGGCUUUCCUGGGCUGGGGGUGAGACAGGCAUGGGAGGGGUCCUCGCAGAUACAGCCACUGCAGUCCAGACA